Messenger RNA from Bufo bufo (common toad), 763 nucleotides. It is a transcript of the gene LZIC, whose product is annotated as leucine zipper and CTNNBIP1 domain containing. Gene Ontology annotation, cellular component: cytosol; nucleus; beta-catenin destruction complex. Bases 49 to 621 code for a protein of 190 amino acids. NCBI's taxonomy places the organism in Eukaryota, Metazoa, Chordata, Amphibia, Anura, Bufonidae. Gene Ontology annotation, biological process: negative regulation of Wnt signaling pathway. Gene Ontology annotation, molecular function: beta-catenin binding. The record is from RefSeq and is a predicted model, not a curated record. The transcript has 7 exons.
CAGGAUGCGUGUGCUCCUAGUGAAGCCACCUCAGGAGUCAGUGACAACAUGGCGUCAAGAGGGACGAGUGAGACCAGUAAACUCAGACAGAACUUGGAGGAGCAGCUGGAUCGUCUGAUGCAGCAGCUUCAAGACCUGGAGGAAUGCAGAGAGGAGCUGGAUGCUGAUGAAUAUGAAGAGACCAAGAAAGAGACACUGGAGCAGCUGAGUGAGUUCAACGACUCUCUGCAGAAAAUUAUCGCAGGGAAUAUGACGCUGGUGGAUGAGCUCGGAGGGAUGCAGCUGGCCAUUCAAGCAGCUAUCAGCCAAGCUUUCAAGACCCCAGAAGUCAUUAGAAUGUUUGCUAAGAAGCAGCCUGGGCAGCUGAGGACUCGGUUAGCUGAGAUGGACCGAGAUUUAAUGGUGGGCAAAUUAGCCCGAGAUGUUUACACGCAACAGAAAGGAGAAAUCCUGACUGCUCUGCGGAAACUGGGAGAGAAGUUGACCCCAGAGGAUGAGGCUUUCUUAUCAGAGAAUGCAGGAGCAGCUCUCAGCCAGUUUCAGAAGGUGUCGGAAGGUUUAGGAUCGGGAGACAAAGUUUUAGCUCUGGCAAGUAUUGAGGUGGAGAAUACAAAGAAGUGAGGCUGCAGGACAGAGCCCAGACGAUACCUUGGUGUGUUUUCUUUGCACAGGCCGGCCAGAUCUGGAUGACUGGUGGAUGUACGUGUUCAGUUUUGUAUCAGCAGUUUUCAUACUCUGGGGAUUUUCUAGGAUCCAUCCCGUG